AUGGCGAAGCUAUCGCUCGAGGACUUUGACAAACACAUCGAGAAUCUCCGCGCACAACUCUUGUUUCUCAAUGAGACGCUCGAUGCGACGGAUCACAAUGCGCCCGACUGGCUCGCGACGGAUCUUAUAUCGCUGCGAAACAAAUCAGGAAGAUUGCAGGACGACAUGAAGAGAUUCAGAGAUCAGCUCGAAGACGAAGGCCUUGCGGAAAAGAAGAAGGUCAAGACAUCAAACAAGCGCCUCAGUAUCGAAGGCGCGAAGCGUCCCGCAGAAACACCGACUGCGCAACCUCCAACUCUCAAUUCUCAAGCUGUAUCUCCUCCCGUAGACCAAUCUCCAACACCACGCGCAAAGCGAACAAAGAUCGAAGACGCAUACGUUGUUCAACAUGUCGAUGUCACAGAGGAGGUGAACAGGCGCCUACAAGAGAACCGCUUACGGCGUUUGAUGCAAACUCCGAGCACUGCGCAGAAGCGAAAGUUCGAUUCAUACGAGGAGGAGCCCAGGUCAGAAGGACCGGCCGGCACAGACGACGAAGGCUCAAGAGGCGGAUAUAGUGCCAGUGAGCAUGAGAGAACCCCAACCAAGCGACUGAGAAGUAGUGGGACCUUUGAGGGACUAAGCAAGAGGAAAGAGGAUGGAGAUGUGAAGGGACAAGAUCAACGAUUCGAAGACAGAGUGGAUGUGAAGAGGCGGAAGUUCCAGCGAUAA
This is a messenger RNA of Alternaria atra, 711 nucleotides long. RefSeq lists its product as uncharacterized. The transcript has 3 exons. Bases 1 to 711 code for a protein of 236 amino acids. The record is from RefSeq and is a predicted model, not a curated record. Lineage: Eukaryota; Fungi; Ascomycota; Dothideomycetes; Pleosporales; Pleosporaceae.